Dentiscutata erythropus is the source of this 791-nucleotide messenger RNA. The record is from the annotation of a GenBank genome assembly. NCBI's taxonomy places the organism in Eukaryota, Fungi, Glomeromycota, Glomeromycetes, Diversisporales, Gigasporaceae.
AUGAUAUGUCUUCACGAUGUCCAUUUUCUGUUCAUCGUAUGGCAAUCAUUGGUUGUCAAUUAGGAAAGAGUAUUGGUGAAUGGUUUGGUCCAUUCACUGCAUCCCAGGCCAUUAAAGCUCUAGUGGAAGACUUUCCAGGAGCUCAAUUAAGUGCAUAUAUAACAAAAGAUGGUGUAGUUUACAAAAAUGAUGUCUACAAAACAGCAAAAAAUAAUAAACAGAACAAAGAUUUCCAAUCAAUCUUAAUUUUGGUGGCCAUUCGAUUAGGAAUAAAUAAUUUAAACCCAAUAUAUUAUGAUGCUCUCAGGGCAUAUUUCAGAUUUCCUCAGAGCGUAGGGAUAGCGGGGGGAAAACCUUCAUCAUCUUAUUAUUUUAUCGGAACACAAGCCGAUGGAUUAUUCUAUCUUGAUCCACAUCAUUCACGUCCUGCCAUAGAAUUGAAAUCUAAUGAUCAACUUACCGAAGAAGAACUAUUAACUUAUCAUUGUGAUGUACCACGCAAGAUAUCUAUUUCACAAUUGGAUCCAUCCAUGUUACUUGGAUUUUAUUGUAAGACAAAGGAUGAUUUUGAAGAUUUUUGUAGUCGAGUAGAAAAGAUCAGCCAACCAGUAUUCACUAUUGCACAAGAAGCACCUGAUUACAGUGAUGAUGAUUGCGGUGUAUUUUCCGAAGAUGAUGAUGAAUUUGAUAAAAGCAAUGAUAAAAGCGAUGAUGAUAAAAGCGAUGAUGAUAGCGAUGCUGAUAAUAAUUUCACAGAACAAGUAAUUGAAUUGGACAAUGUCAUCGAUUGA